Raphanus sativus (radish) is the source of this 1450-nucleotide messenger RNA. Its product is annotated as glycolate oxidase 1. The coding region runs from base 174 to 1277 and encodes 367 amino acids. Lineage: Eukaryota; Viridiplantae; Streptophyta; Magnoliopsida; Brassicales; Brassicaceae. Gene Ontology annotation, molecular function: oxidoreductase activity; FMN binding. Gene Ontology annotation, cellular component: peroxisome. The record is from RefSeq and is a predicted model, not a curated record. The transcript has 12 exons.
UUCUAUUGCCAACAAUUUUUUUCAUCUGUUUACAGAAUCCACAAGCUAAAAAGUUAACCCAUCACAACAUAUUAACGUUGAGAUAUAUAAAAAUUAUAUAAGGUUUCUUUACCAGUCACAACUUUCAUUCUCUCCGGAGAGCUUAUUUCCCCGUCAAAGAUUAACAUCUGAAAAUGGAGAUCACAAACGUUACCGAGUAUGAAGCGAUUGCAAAGGAGAAGUUGCCAAAGAUGGUAUACGACUACUAUGCCUCCGGAGCAGAGGACCAAUGGACUCUUCAAGAGAACCGAAACGCUUUUGCAAGGAUCCUCUUUCGUCCACGGAUUCUGAUUGAUGUGAGCAAGAUUGAUAUGACAACAACCAUAUUGGGGUUCAAGAUCUCCAUGCCCAUCAUGGUUGCUCCUACUGCCAUGCAGAAGAUGGCUCACCCGGAAGGAGAAUACGCUACGGCUAGAGCUGCCUCUGCUGCUGGAACCAUCAUGACGCUAUCUUCAUGGGCUACUUCCAGUGUUGAGGAAGUUGCUUCCACAGGGCCAGGGAUUCGUUUUUUCCAGCUCUAUGUAUACAAGAACAGGAACGUCGUUGAGCAGCUGGUGAGAAGAGCUGAGAGAGCAGGGUUCAAAGCCAUUGCUCUCACUGUAGACACCCCAAGGCUAGGUCGCAGAGAGUCUGAUAUCAAGAACAGAUUUACUUUGCCUCCAAACCUGACAUUGAAGAACUUUGAAGGUCUUGACCUCGGAAAGAUGGACGAGGCCAAUGACUCUGGCUUGGCUUCAUAUGUUGCUGGUCAAAUUGACCGUACCUUGAGCUGGAAGGAUGUCCAGUGGCUCCAGACAAUUACCAAAAUGCCGAUUCUUGUCAAGGGUGUUAUUACAGGAGAGGAUGCAAGGAUAGCGGUUCAAGCUGGAGCAGCCGGGAUCAUUGUGUCAAACCAUGGAGCUCGCCAGCUUGACUAUGUCCCUGCAACAAUCUCAGCCCUGGAAGAGGUUGUCAAAGCGACACAAGGACGUAUCCCUGUCUUCUUAGAUGGUGGUGUUAGACGUGGCACCGAUGUUUUCAAGGCACUUGCUCUUGGAGCCUCCGGGAUAUUUAUUGGAAGACCAGUGGUAUUCUCACUUGCUGCUGAAGGAGAGGCUGGAGUCAGAAAAGUGCUGCAAAUGCUACGCGAUGAGUUCGAGCUGACAAUGGCGUUAAGUGGGUGCAGGUCUCUCAAGGAAAUCACCCGUAACCACAUCACCACCGAAUGGGACACUCCACGUCCUUCGGCCAGGUUAUAGAGAGACACCAAAAACAACCAGAGAACAUGUAAUGUAAUAUGUGGCUACACUUUCUCUCAUAUUCUGAUUCGGUCUACUUUGCUACCUAUCUAAAACUUGUUUCUCCUUUUAUGUCUGAAUCGCAAAACGAUGCCUAGUGAUUCUGUAAUGUUAUUUGGCUUCUUUUCUACCUA